Molecule: messenger RNA, 1008 nt
Organism: Colletotrichum siamense
Lineage: Eukaryota; Fungi; Ascomycota; Sordariomycetes; Glomerellales; Glomerellaceae
Product: putative oxidoreductase
Exons: 4
Coding region: 1-1008 (335 amino acids)
Source: RefSeq, a predicted model, not a curated record
AUGUCGCUCCUAUGGGUUCCCACGAUGCUGAACCCCUUUAGCAUGCUCACUCAGGCCUUCCCCCCGCAUCCGCAGUUCACAGAGAAAGACAUUGCCGAUCUCACCGGAAGGGUAUGCAUCGUAACGGGUGCCAACACGGGCGUUGGCAAGGAGGUCGCGCAGAUCCUCUACUCCAAAAACGCUACCGUCUACGCCACAUCGCGCUCCGAAGAAAAAGGACGCGCAGCUAUCGCCUCCAUCAAGGAAGCGAUUCCCGACUCCAAGGGCAAGCUUGAACUCUUAACCCUUGAUCUGGCCGACCUGACCACCGUCAAGCCGGCAGCCAAGGCGUUCCUCGCCAAAGAAACGCAACUUCACCUCCUUAUCAACAAUGCCGGCGUCAUGAUGCCACCGCAGGGCAGCCAGACCGCCCAAGGCUACGAACUGCAGCUGGGCACGAACUGCGUCGGGCCCUUCCUCUUCACCAAGUUGCUCACACCCACUCUGGUGGGGACGGCCAAGGCGGCGCCCAAGGACAGUGUGCGUGUCGUCUGGGUGGCAAGCUCUGCUACCGAAGUCCUCUCACCAACUCCCGCCAUUGAGAUUGACAAUCUCGACUACAAGCGGGAUAGACUCAAAGAGGUCAAGUAUGGAAUCAGCAAAGCGGGGAAUUAUUUCCACUCGACAGAGUUCGCAAAGCGACACAAGGCCGACGGCGUGAUCAGCGUGGCGUUGAAUCCCGGAAACCUGAAAUCAGACCUAGACCGUCACAUCACUGCUUUCAUUCCGCGGUUCUUCAGGAAGACCACAACGUAUCCUCCUAUCUACGGGGCUUACACGGAGCUCUUCGCCGCUGUUUCACCAGAUGUCACUAUCGAAAAGACUGGAGACUGGAUUGCUCCCUGGGGCCGCUUCUACUCGAUCAGGAGCGACUUGGUUGAAAGCUCCAAGUCUCGCGAAGAAGGCGGCACUGGCCUUGCUGAAGACUUUUGGAAAUGGACUGAACAGCAAGUCGAGAACUAUCUGUAA